AUGGGAAGCACCGCUAAUUGUCCACAUGUAUUGGAGAAUGCCACCCUGGAACCGAACAGUUAUGGAUCACAAGAGCACAAGGUUAUAUGUACUUUUUCCAUAAUCAUUUUCUCUGUGACCUUUCUCCUUGGGACAUCAGGAAAUGGACUGGUGAUCUGGUGCACGACCCUAAAGAUGAAGAAGACAGUCAUUGUUGUAUGGCUCUUGAAUUUAGCUGUGAAUGAUUUCUUGUUCACCCUGUUCCUGCCUUUUACCAUUGCUACCACAGCCCUCAACCGCCACUGGACAUUUGGGAGGUACAUGUGCAAGUUAAACGCUACUCUUUUUAACCUCAACUUGUUUGUUAGUGUUCUACAGCUCACCAUUAUCGGUAUUGAACGCUGCAUCUCUGUUAUUUUUCCGAUGUGGUUUAAGAACCACCGAACUCCAAGAUUGGCAUCCUUUGUUGUCGUGGCUGUAUGGAUCCUAGCUUUUUUAUUCAGUUCACCUUACUUUAUAUUUCGAGAUACUCUGAGUAUUGAUAAUAAGACAAUACAUUGCGAUUACAAGUUUGAUGGAGAUAAUUCAAGGUCUGCCAUUACUGUGUCAAGAGGAAGUGCCCUAUUUAUCACAAGGUUCAUCCUCGGUUUCCUUAUUCCUUUCACCAUCAUUGUCUUGUGUUAUGUAGUGACUGCUUUGCAUAUCCAGAAAAAACUAAUUGUUAAAGCCACCAAGCCUUUGAAGAUCAUUAUAGCUGUCAUUGUUUCCUUCUUUGUAUGCUGGUUCCCUUAUCAGGUUUUUGUCCUCCUGUCCCUGUCUAACAUGUAUACUAAUGAUAAACACAUAAAACGGGUGGUAAACAUUGGAUAUUCUUUGACUAAAAGCCUUACAUACAUAAAUAGCUGCAUUAAUCCUAUUCUUUAUGCCUUUGUGGGUCGAACAUUCAAGAAAGACUUCUGGAGGUCCAUCCAACAGGUAUUCGAGAAUGCUUUUAUGGAAGAAGCUACCAAAGCAGACUUCAGGAGUGAAACCAAAUCUAGCAAUGCUUUUUAG
Nanorana parkeri is the source of this 1032-nucleotide messenger RNA. Its product is annotated as N-formyl peptide receptor 2-like. Gene Ontology annotation, biological process: positive regulation of cytosolic calcium ion concentration; phospholipase C-activating G protein-coupled receptor signaling pathway; inflammatory response. The record is from RefSeq and is a predicted model, not a curated record. Bases 1 to 1032 code for a protein of 343 amino acids. The transcript has a single exon. Gene Ontology annotation, cellular component: plasma membrane. Lineage: Eukaryota; Metazoa; Chordata; Amphibia; Anura; Dicroglossidae. Gene Ontology annotation, molecular function: complement receptor activity; N-formyl peptide receptor activity.